GGACCGAAGCCGAGGAUCUAGACGAAUUUUUUUCUUAUUAAUGACGCGGUACUCAUAGAAAAUGGUUCCGACGGGGUGUUUUUUGUUGGCGUUCGCAGUGGCUUACGUCCACUGCCUGCCUACGAUGUACAAAUACAACGAAAAUCGUAUACUGGAGAAAGACUUGGUCCCGGUAUCGUCGACGGUGAUCCCCCUGCCCAUCUACAAGGUAAGCUCGGUCGUUGACGGUGUUCCAUCCGUCACUAAAGGCGACAAGCUGAAGAAACCGGAAGGACCUGUCACGCUACUGACUGCAAGCGGCAACAAGAAAGCGACUUCGCAGGACAAGAAAAUGGCAAAACACGUGACGAAGAAAAAUCUGGGCGAUAUCAGAGACUAGAAAACGGGAUGUUAGCGUUUAAAUGUUAAUCGCCUACUAAUGGAACCAAAGUUACCUGACUAAAAAAUAUCUCGUUAUUGUAAAUUUACCAGACAUUUUUAUACAACUUUUAACAUCAAUUUCACUCAUGUUUUUUAUGUAAUGUCGCACAAAAGAAAAAAGGAAUCGUUUUUAUAUUAGAGAAAAAGGAAAAAAAGUUUAAUAUAGAUCAUAAAUUAUGAGCAUUAACCUACCAAAAAUAGUUGACACAGUUGCUAAUAAGUACCCCGAAUAAUUGUGAAUAUUUAUUUAAUUUAAUUUGGGAAUAUGUGUAACUAACGAGUCGCAAACUAGUAAUAAACAAUUU
Molecule: messenger RNA, 725 nt
Organism: Cylas formicarius (sweet potato weevil)
Lineage: Eukaryota; Metazoa; Arthropoda; Insecta; Coleoptera; Brentidae
Exons: 3
Coding region: 62-379 (105 amino acids)
Source: RefSeq, a predicted model, not a curated record